CUUCACCCAGCUGGUAGCUAGCUAUAUUGAUCUAGUGGUUCAUUUCUACUUCACGUUGUGAUCAUGUAACAUCAUACAAUGAUGUUGGAUUUAUAUGCGUGUCUCCAAGAGAGAGAGAGGCAUAUUUUUAUGGUCCUUACACACAAGGCCAAAAAUUGCACACCCCACCAUUUGUAGUAGAGAUCUUAUCUCAAAGCAUCAGUCAAUGAAUGCAGGUAUUCCAUUAGCUAGCCCUGUUUUCCUAUUCACCUCAAUCUUUUUCAUGGGUCACUACUUGAGAGGAUCACCACUACUGCUCUUCACACCCACCACCAUUGUACCCUCAUUGCAAAAGCUCUCUUUUUUUUUGGCAUUUUCUUUUCCCCUUCUAGUUUUCAAGUUUCUCUAAAAGUUCCUCUUUCUUCUCCAAGUAUGUGUGUGUUUGUGACUGCACGCUUCUAAAAGGAUUCUAUUAGGAGUUGUUCUUGGAGAAUGGAUGUGGAAACCAGUCCAUAUAGUCUUCACAUAGCCUCUGACAUGAAGAGGGGUUGCCUGAAAAACCGACACAGCCAACCUGAAACCCCACACCAUGAAGAAAUUAGCGAGAUGUCAUCAUCUCUCAGUUUUCGUAACCUGUCGAACUUCAUCAUCCCGCCAUUGGGUGUUUCAACUUACAACCAAAAUCAAACAGAGUCAAAAGGCUGGAUCAUAUCGCCAAUGGAUUCAAGAUAUAGGAGCUGGGAGACAUUUAUGGUGCUUCUGGUUGCUUACUCUGCAUGGGUUUAUCCCUUUGAGGUUGCAUUUCUGAAAUCCUCACCCAAGAAAGAGCUAUGGAUUGCAAACAACAUUGUCGAUCUGUUUUUUGGAGUUGAUAUCAUCUUGACAUUUUUCGUCGCAUAUAUUGAUCCAAGAACUCAGCUUUUAGUUCGUGACUCGAGAAAGAUGGCUGUGAGGUACCUGUCAACAUGGUUCCUGAUGGAUUUGGCAUCAACAAUCCCAUUUCAGACACUAGGAUACCUGUUCACAGGCAAACGACACAUGGGUCUUUCUUACUCCCUCCUAGGCGUGCUCAGAUUUUGGAGAAUCAGACGGGUCAAGCAGCUCUUCACCAGGCUUGAGAAGGACACCAGGUUCAGUUAUUUCGGGGUCCGAUGUGCCAAGCUACUGUCUGUGACACUGUUUGCGGUGCAUUGUGCUGGGUGCCUCUACUACUUGCUAGCUGACCGAUACCCUCACCAGGGAAGGACAUGGAUUGGAGCUUCGAACCCGAAUUUUAGAGAAACAGGCCUUUCCGUACGCUAUAUUUCAGCCUUGUAUUGGUCCAUUACCACCAUGACCACAGUUGGCUAUGGAGAUCUCCAUGCAGUGAACACCGUGGAAAUGAUCUUCAUAAUCUUUUUCAUGCUUUUCAACCUUGGCCUAACUGCUUACAUUAUUGGUAACAUGACAAAUUUAGUCGUUGAAGGAACUCGUCGUACUAUGGAAUUUCGAAAUAGCAUUGAAGCAGCAUCAAAUUUUGUCUGCAGAAAUCGCUUGCCUCUAAGGUUGAGGGAACAGAUAUUGGCUUAUAUGUGCUUGAGGUUUAAGGCUGAGAGCCUGAACCAGCAACAACUGAUUGAACAGCUACCAAAAUCUAUUUAUACGAGUAUCUGCCAGCAUUUAUUUUUGCCUACUGUGGAGAAUGUUUAUCUUUUCAAGGGAAUUUCGAAGGAAACACUGUUGAUCUUGGUAGCCAAGAUGAAGGCCGAGUACAUACCUCCUAGAGAGGAUGUUGUAAUGCAGAAUGAAGCACCAGAAGAUGUUUACAUCAUUGUAUCGGGUCAAGUUGAGAUAAUUGAUUGUGAGAUGGAGAAAGAACGAGUUGUGGGCACUUUGCAAUGUGGAGACAUGUUUGGAGAAGUUGGUGCACUUUGUUGUAGACCUCAAAGCUUCAACUAUGAAACCAAAUCGCUUUCACAGCUCUUGAGACUCAGAACCACUGCUAUGAUAGAAGCAAUGCAGACCAAACAAGAAGACUAUGAGAAAAUACUUCAAAACUUCCUACAGCAUCACAAAAAGCUAAAGGAUCUCAAUGUUGAUGAUUUGCUGGUAGACAAUGAGAAAGGAGGGGAUGACCCAAACAUGGCUUUCAACUUGCUGACCGUUGCUAGUACAGGCAAUGCUGCCUUUCUGGAUGAGCUUCUCAAAGCGAGGUUGGAUCCUAAUAUUGGAGAUUCUAAAGGAAGAACCCCAUUGCAUAUAGCAGCAUCAAAAGGACAUGAAGAGUGUGUAUUGGUACUCCUUAAGCACGCAUGUAACGUACACUUACGAGACAUAAAUGGGAACACAGCAUUAUGGGAUGCUAUAGCAUCAAAGCACCAUUCCAUAUUCCGGAUCCUCUACCACUGUGCCGCUGUUUCUGAUCCCCAUAUUGCUGCCGAUCUUUUAUGCACUGCUGCAAAAAGAGACAAUCUGACUGUGAUGGAGGAACUGUUGAAACAAGGACUAAAUGUUGACUCAAAGGAUCGCCACAGGAUCACAGCAAUCGAGAUUGCCAUGGCCAAAAGCAAUGUGGACAUGGUAAAUGUUCUUGUAAUGAAUGGUGCAGAUGUGACAAAUGCCAAAACUCACAAGUUUCCUCCGGAUACUUUGAAAGAAAUGCUGCAAAAGCGAGAGAAUGAACACCGUAUUAGAGUACCCGAAAUCUCAAUAAAUGAAGUGCUUUUGGGGAGACAUGAAGGGAAGAAGGGCUGCAGUUGGAGAGACUCUACAAAAUCAACUGGUCCAAGGGUGAGCAUUUAUAGAGGCAAUCCACUUGUGAGAAGAGAGACUUGCUGCAUGGAAACUGGGAGGCUAAUUAGGUUGCCAGAUUCACUAAAGGAGCUCAAGAGUAUUGCAGGUCAGAAGUUUGGGUUUGAUGCAAGAAACGCCAUUGUAACAGAUGAAGAAGGAGCAGAAAUCGAUUCCAUUGAUGUAAUUAGAGAUGAUGAUAAACUUUUCAUAGUUGAAGAUACAAAUUCCGUUAUGUAAUUAAGCAAAUGCUACAUAUAUUUAUGUGGAAUUAACAAAUGGUUAUUAUCA
Molecule: messenger RNA, 3039 nt
Organism: Juglans microcarpa x Juglans regia
Lineage: Eukaryota; Viridiplantae; Streptophyta; Magnoliopsida; Fagales; Juglandaceae
Product: potassium channel AKT2/3
Exons: 11
Coding region: 472-2988 (838 amino acids)
Biological process (GO): transmembrane transport; potassium ion transport
Cellular component (GO): membrane
Molecular function (GO): protein binding; voltage-gated potassium channel activity
Source: RefSeq, a predicted model, not a curated record